GGGGACGUGGAGCCGCCGCCCCUGCCGCUGCUGCCGCCCUUCGGGCCCGACUUCUAUCCCAGUGACAGCGAGGAGGAGGCGCCGGCGCCGCCGCCCCACAUCAAGCCGGUGCGGCGCUUCGUGCCCGACUCGUGGAAGAAGUUCUUCAGCGGGCGGCGCCAUGUCCCCAAGUGGGGCCAGGGCCAGCCCCAGCCUGCGGGCACCCGCUGCUCUCCGCCGCCCUCCCUGCCACCAGGCCCCGAGUCAGGUGCCAGCUCCUAUCCAGACCCCUCUGGUGUGUCAGGGGGCAGCUGCCCUUGGCGCCUCGAAACAGAGGCCAUUCUCCCAUCAGAGCCCGGUGGGGCGGCACGGGCCUACAGCGAGGAGGUGGAAGCCUACCGCCGGCGCUAUGACUACAUGAAGUCGUGGGCAGGGCUGCUGCGCAUCCUCGGAGUGGUUCAGCUGCUCCUGGGCGCUGUGGUGUUCGCCUGCGUCACCGCCUAUGUGCACAAGGACAACGAGUGGUACAACAUGUUUGGGUACUCGCAGCCCUAUGGCUUUGGGGCCAACAGCAUGUACGGAGGCUAUUAUUAUAGCGGACCAAAAACCCCUUUUGUGCUGGUGGUGGCAGGGUUGGUUUGGCUCGUGACGGUCGUGCUGUUGGUCCUGGGCAUGUCAAUGUACUAUCGGACCAUUCUUCUGGACUCCAACUGGUGGCCUUUGACCGAAUUCGGAAUCAACGUUGCCUUGUUCAUUUUGUACAUGACUGCUGCCAUCGUGUACGUAAACGACGCUAACCGGGGUGGACUGUGCUACUACCCUCUAUUUAACACACCACUUAACGCGUCCUUUUGCCGCAUAGAAGGGGGACAGACAGCAGCAAUGAUCUUUCUGUUUGUCACCAUGAUUGUCUACCUUAUUAGUGCCAUAGUUUGCCUAAAGCUAUGGAAACAUGAAGGAGCAAGGAGGCACAGAGAACUGAUGGAUCAAGAGAUGAAAACACAAACUGUAUCACCAAAAAGGAUGUAUGAAAAUGAUGACAGACCACAAGAAGAAGUCAGUUACAGGCAGUUAAAAUCAGUGGAAGUGAAACCUGAGCUACUCAAUGGCCACAUACCAGCAGGCCACAUUCCUAAGCCUAUAGUGAUGCCAGACUACUUAGCGAAAUACCCAGCCAUUCAGACAGAUGAGAUGCGAGAGCGCUAUAAAGCUGUGUUCAAUGAUCAGUUUGCUGAGUAUAAAGAGCUCUCUGCUGAAGUUCAAGCUGUCUUAAAAAAAUUUGAUGAACUAGAUACAUGGAUGAGAAAGUUGCCUCAUCACUCUGGAAACAUGCUUGAACAGGAAAGGAUUUCAAAAGUUCUACAGGAGUAUAAUAGAAAAAAGAAUGAUCCUUCCUUUCUGGAGAAAAAAGAACGCUGUGAAUACCUAAAGAAUAAACUUUCUCACAUAAAACAACGAAUUCAGGACUAUGAUAAAGUUAUGAACUGGAGUGUGCAAACUUAGAAUUAUCAGAACUUUAUGUAGAAGAUAUUUACUAUUUUUAACUAGAAAUUAUAAUUUUAAAAUAUUUAUUUACUGUAAAUUUCCAACUGUGAAACCAAUUACUUUCUGAAUCAAUGCUUUAUAUGUAACCUGUUUAAAUUAUGUGUGUUUGACAGGCUUUGCACAAAACAGGCAAAAUUUAAAUGCAAUUUAAUCAAGUUAUAGGACUUUUUUUUUCAGGGCACCUAUAUUAAUCUGAUGCUUUUAUUAAUAGCAGAUUGAGGCCAAAGUCUGUUCCAUUUCUUUCAUUCAUAUGUGAAAUAAUGUAUUCAUUUUCUUUUCUCUUGGCUCUGUUUUUUAAAAUGUGUACAUCACCCAGCAUUCAAUCAUAUGGCUAAUAAGCAGGGAUCCUUAUUUUCCGCUUUUAAAAAGUUGCAAAUUAUUUUAUAAAGCCCCCCAAAUCU
Molecule: messenger RNA, 1925 nt
Organism: Gavialis gangeticus (Gharial)
Lineage: Eukaryota; Metazoa; Chordata; Crocodylia; Gavialidae
Gene: MARVELD2
Product: MARVEL domain containing 2
Exons: 6
Biological process (GO): bicellular tight junction assembly
Cellular component (GO): bicellular tight junction; cytoplasmic vesicle; apical plasma membrane
Source: RefSeq, a predicted model, not a curated record